AUGACCAAUCUUAAACAAUUGAAUGCUCAAUAUUUGGGUUACCUUGUGAAAUACCCACUUUUAACCAAAGCUAUUACUGCUGGUUGUCUUGCUGGUUUGAAUGAAACUAUUGCUUCAAUAAUCACUUCUGAAUUCAAUGAAUCCAAAGUCUGUGGAGUUAGAAUUAAACAUGUUUUCAGUCAAAAAUUAGUGAAGAUGAUGUUUUAUGGAGGUUUGAUUUCUACUCCAUUAUCUCAUUAUAUGUAUCAUAUCAUUAAUAAUAAGAUCUUUAAAGGGAAAUUAAGUAAAUUGGGUAAGAUUUUACAAAUAUUAACAUCUUUAUUUACUGUUACUCCAACCAUUACUUGUGUUUUUGUUAGUUGGAUUUCAAUCAUUAAUAAUUAUAAGAUUUCAGAAGGGUCAUUCGAUUUGUGUCAAGAAAUUAAGAAGAUUGGUACUGUUGUUAAGAAUGGUUUGAAAGGUGGAUAUAAACCUACUUUAAAGACUGCAUUGGGAACUUCAUUCUGUUCGUUAGUUAUUGCUCAGAAUUUCAUUGCACCUGAAUUAUGGGUUGUUUUCUUUAAUAUUGUUUAUUUCUUCUUAGGAACUUAUCAAAAUACUAAAUUAAAAACUUUACAAAAGAAGUUAAGAUUACAAAAAUUAAAAGAACAAUCUGAAGAAGAAGAAAAGAAGCAAGAAUAA
Messenger RNA from Hemisphaericaspora subhashii, 681 nucleotides. RefSeq lists its product as uncharacterized. Gene Ontology annotation, cellular component: membrane; cytoplasm. The coding region runs from base 1 to 681 and encodes 226 amino acids. NCBI's taxonomy places the organism in Eukaryota, Fungi, Ascomycota, Pichiomycetes, Serinales, Debaryomycetaceae. The transcript has a single exon. The record is from RefSeq and is a predicted model, not a curated record.